This is a messenger RNA of Parastagonospora nodorum SN15, 798 nucleotides long. RefSeq lists its product as hypothetical. NCBI's taxonomy places the organism in Eukaryota, Fungi, Ascomycota, Dothideomycetes, Pleosporales, Phaeosphaeriaceae. The record is from RefSeq and is a predicted model, not a curated record. Bases 1 to 798 code for a protein of 265 amino acids. The transcript is spliced from 2 exons.
AUGGCGUACGCUCCUCUAAUCCUCAUUUCGCCCUCAGACCCACCGUCAACCAGGGCUCGCUGCAGCUCGACUGUGUACGGGCGAGGAUUCCUGAGAUUGAGCAUUUGCGGCCGCAUGCGACAGAAUGUCACAUUCGCGAACCGCUGUCGCGAGGCGAGCUGUGCAAUCUUGGGUACUAGGCACAUGGUCUCGAGUGCUCCUCGGCGCUAUCGCUGCAGACCUGGCGUCGGCAUUCGCGGUGGCUUCUUAUGGCGCUGCACCUCCAACGACUACGCACCAGCUUGGAACCGCCCAGGCGUACGUCGUAUUCUUCUUUGUCCGCCGCGAGCGGCUCUCUUGGUGCGAACUCGAGGCCUGGACGGCAGCCGGUCUGCAUCACCACUAGCGAGACGGCUUACGGAAGCCUCUCCUCCUUGCGCGCCGUUCUGCCUUCUCACUCGCUGGCGCUUCAUGCACGAGAUAUGCCUCUUCGCUGCUAUCUCUCAGAUCCUCUUGGCUAUCUGCCGCAGACCGGCUACCCCUCUGCAUGUGUUCCUGGCGGUUAAUCCAACACCCGCUGCCACUCAGGAACUGUUUAAUCGGUGCCGUUGGCGGAAAGCCGCGCUUGUCAACUCUUGGGCCCGGCACUCAGCUAUCGACGCACCUACUCCGCCCGACUCUUCGGUCUCGAGGAUGAAGAUGUGCGCGACGUGUUUCACCGUACCGUUCGCGGGCGGGGCCAUGCAAAGCCCGGAUGAGCAUUCCGCCAAGGCCAAUUUGAUAUCCGCUCUAGGCGACGAAUGGACGACCUCGCACUAG